Molecule: messenger RNA, 513 nt
Organism: Patiria miniata (bat star)
Lineage: Eukaryota; Metazoa; Echinodermata; Asteroidea; Valvatida; Asterinidae
Product: asialoglycoprotein receptor 2-like
Exons: 2
Coding region: 1-513 (170 amino acids)
Source: RefSeq, a predicted model, not a curated record
AUGCGAGAGAUGAUGGUGCCUAAACGGUUCAUCUUUGGCUUGAUAUGCCUUCAUCUGAUGAUGAGCUGCACUGGUGGUAACGAGAUGUGUAAGGCCUCCAUUGGUGGUCGUAGAGGGGCGUGUCCUCCUACUUGGAUCCAGUGGGGUGGCAAUUGCUACAAAGCCACCACGGAGCCUCUGACAUGGUUUGAUGCAAAAGAUAAGUGCAUCAAGAUGGGAGGUGCCUUGGUCGUGCCACAGUCUCAGGAGGAAACUGAUUUCCUCGUCCAUCUACAGCAAUUUGACUUUUGGAUCAAUUGCAACGAUCUAGAAGAAGAAGGUACUUGGAAGUGUCAUGGUACUGAUGAGGUGGCGUUUAAGAAUUGGGAGACUCGUCCGCGGCAACAACCCGAUAACUACCAAGGUAGCGAGCACUGCGCUGGAGUAUUGUCAACUGGGGAAUGGAAUGAUGUGUCAUGUGGUAGCCCGCGCCUUGCGAUAUGCAUCCGAUCUACACCACAGCUGCACUUUUAG